Triplophysa dalaica is the source of this 2024-nucleotide messenger RNA. RefSeq names its product alkB homolog 2, alpha-ketoglutarate dependent dioxygenase (gene alkbh2). The record is from RefSeq and is a predicted model, not a curated record. The coding region runs from base 1041 to 1814 and encodes 257 amino acids. The transcript is spliced from 3 exons. NCBI's taxonomy places the organism in Eukaryota, Metazoa, Chordata, Actinopteri, Cypriniformes, Nemacheilidae. Gene Ontology annotation, biological process: DNA repair.
GCUGUAACCUAAAUAAAUUAGACAGUAAUAAUACUGAGCUGCGAGGUGUUUUUAAAUUAAGAUGUAAGCUUUAAACAGGGUGUCAUAAGGUAUUAAACUCGUUUAGAUUAUUUAUACGAAGACAUUUAAUCCACACACUCACACUGUUGUUAGAAUUGGAUACUGGUGUAACCGGAACAUCGUUCACCCUACGUCGAACGAUGCGGAAGUCAAAAACCCGGAAGUGUGAAAAAGGCCAAUUUUCUCACUAACUGUUGUCUGUCUGUCAGAAAGCUGGUAGUCCACUGACAGAUAGAGCCAGUAACAGAUAGCUGGGUUAACUUUGUCUGGAGCAGUGAUGGCGUUGGAAGUCUUUAUGUAAAAAAGAUCGUAAAACCGAGACUAAUUUGAGUCUGUUUUACAAUCUGCGUUUCCGUUAGUUAACAGUACGAUUUUUUUAUGGUUUUGCUACUGACUCCACAAAGAUACGCACUUGUGCUGUAGAAAAAACUGAAAAGUAAACUGUUGUGUCACGUGAGUCGCGACGUCAUGGGAACUCAACACACACUUCCGAGAGUGUUAUAAAAAUAAAUAUGCUCAAUCACUUAGUGACAUUAAAAUCGAAUCCAUCCCCGUGUUGUUUGAACAUUUUUUUAAUGCUUUAUUAAAUGAAUGCAAUUACAACAAGAGGUAUUACAUAUUCCAAUCAUAUUAACAAUUGUUGUUUGAACAUCUUCGCGUAUACCGAAGUAAACAAACGUCGACUGUAUGGCGCAUGCGGUUUAAAGGCAUGCAGUACGUCAAGUUGCGCUUGCGCACUUAUAUACAAGCAGGACGUCGAAAUGCAUGACGUCACCGCGCUACAGUCUGCAGCGGGGACUACUUGCUUUUAUCUGCACUACCCAGGUAAGGGGCCACACUGUUACAGUAACGUUGUGCAGACGCAUAACCAGAAACAUUGUAUGUGACGCUACUGACGCGAAUUCAUUUUGUGCACGCUGUGAUUUUACAGUUGUCUGACUAAAUCAGCACAGUUGGUAAAAUUUGCACCAGGUUUUUCAAUGGAAAAGUUUGUAACUCACUUAAAGAGAUCCGCUGUAUCUGAUGGAAACAAUGAAUGGAGGAAAGAAAAACUAAUGAAGAAAUGCGAAGAGAAUGUGUGUGGUGAGGAAGGUGAGUUUUCUCAGCCUAUCCCCUGGCAGAAGAUCGAAUCAGAGGGCCUGGACUGUGACUACAGUUUGCUGUUUCACAAAGAAGAGGCUGAUCGUCUUUUCAGACAGUUAGAAGACGAGGUGGUGUAUUUUACAGGUGACAAAGCAAAGGUACAUGUUUAUGGAAAGAUGCACAAUGUUCCAAGGAAGCAAGCGACAUACGGAGAUGAGGGACUGAUGUACUCUUUCUCUGGGGUCCAUCUCAUGGCCAGACCAUGGACUCCCACCUUAGAAUAUAUUCGAGAUGCUGUCACCAAGGCAACAGGCCAUACCUUCAAUUUUGUUUUGAUUAACAGGUAUAAAGAUGGUGAUGAUCACAUGGGAGCGCACCGGGAUGAUGAACGGGAACUCAAUCCUGCCUGCCCUAUUGCCUCGGUAUCUCUAGGGGCUGCCCGUGACUUCAUUUUCAGACACAAGGAUGCCAUAACUGGUCCGGUCAAACGUCACAUUGAGCCUGUGAAGCUGGAGCUAGGCCACGGGAGUCUUCUGCUCAUGAACCAUCCCACAAACACAUUCUGGUAUCACAGCCUUCCAGUGCGAAAAAAGGUCCAAACACCACGCAUCAACCUCACUUACAGAAGUAUAAUUAAAUCCACAGACAGAAAACGCAUUCAAAGGGAGUGACUGUUUCCAUGACCCUCUUUCAAAGUUAUAUAUAAAAGUUGUGUAAAAUUUCCAAAAGGUUCCUGAAAUGAAUGAUAUUGAUAUUUUGCACAGUCUGUGUGCAUCGGUUUGUAUAUAUGUACAGUUUAUCACUUUCUGUUAGCCUUGGCAUAGUCUAUUUUACUAAAAGCUGUUGAGCAUUUCCAAUAAAAUAGUACUUGAUCUCAGUGA